AUGAAAGAUAAGGGGGAUCCAACUACUGAAUCUAAAAAAUCUAUCGAAUCAAUUGUCUCGGCAGAGAAGAAAGAAGAAUCUAAACCUGAGUUGACUGUAUCUUCUGAUGAAGUUGUUGGGAAGAAAGAAGAGGGUGGUGAUAAUAAUAAUAAGAAGAAGAAAGAAGAAAGUGAUGAUAAAAAGGAGGAAGAAGGGGACGAUAAUAAUAAGAAGGAAGAGGGAGGAGAGGGAGAUAAUAAUAAAGAAGCAGAUGUCUAUGAUUAAUUUUGUUUUUCUUAUUUGUAUAUAAAAUGUUGAGUAGUAUGGAGGGUAUUUGUUUUUGUUGUUAAUUAGUAUAUG
Meloidogyne enterolobii is the source of this 339-nucleotide messenger RNA. NCBI's taxonomy places the organism in Eukaryota, Metazoa, Nematoda, Chromadorea, Rhabditida, Meloidogynidae. The record is from the annotation of a GenBank genome assembly.